CAGUCUGUUGUUCUGAAAGCCGCAGCAGGAGGAUUGGAACCCUGACACCAGCCGCACGUGGGGAGGCCUGUGCUUCGUCUGAUACACGAGGUGCCCACUCCAGCGGUGACGGAACCAUGUUGAGGUUUCUAGGCCACAUUUUAUCCUUCUUCAGGAGGAGGGCAAGCCGUGCUCAGACCCGAUGCCUGCCACAACUGGAGUUCUUGGAAGAUGAAAUGGAGUUGAAAACCAUGCAAGGAGUUGUGACAAGUUUUUUUACUGAUUAUGGCUUCAUUAAUGAGUCCAUCUAUUUCAGUACUGAUGUUGUGACUCACAAUAUGCCUAUAACGGUUGGGCAGAAAGUUAUGGCAGUGGUUGAAGAAGUCAAAACGUCUCAUUCACUGAAAGCGCUCAGAGUGGAUGUUAUGUCGGAUCAUCAUGGUGGAGUUAGCUCAUCAGACCCAGAGACCAGAAUUAUAAUCGGUUAUGUUACUUGCAUAAAGAAAGAUACUAUUCACCUUAAUAAGAACAUCGAAUUCCCUAUUAACAUUGUUGCUGAAGGUUUUGUGCCUUACAAGGGUGACUGGUUAGAAGUUGAGUGUUCCAUUGAUCCUGAUACCUCAGAACUCAAGCCAUUCUCAGUAAGGCCUGUGAGCUGUAAGCACGUGGAUGAGGUCUGUAUCACCAAUCUACAAGGAAGAAAUGGGGUGAUCGAUGAUACCAUCUUUUUCACCCUGGAUUCUGUGAAACUUCCCUGUGGAUAUGUACCUCAAAGAUUAGACUUUGUCAAUGUAGUCAUGGUGGAGAGCAUACAGUCUUGCUUUAUUUGGAGAGCAGUUUCUGUCACUCCCGUGCAAAGGAGUGGCUUCCGGGAUGGCAGUGGCCUGGGUCGUCCUUAGAGUGACCCUCAGAGGCAAAGCAUUUACCUGAGGAGGCAGCACGACCAGCAUGUUAAAGACACUGAUUUAAAGUUACAGUUUGCAUUACCUACAGUAUUUGUUAUGUUUAUUAUUUAACUAUUCUUCCUCAUGUUUGAAUGUCAUCUCCAAGGUAGCAGGAUGUCUUUUGUUCUAUUUUUUGUCAUUAAUGCAUCACCAUGCACUUGAAAUAGUGCCCAUCACAUCCUAGGGGAAGAAUAAAUGUUAAUCAG
Messenger RNA from Nycticebus coucang (slow loris), 1129 nucleotides. RefSeq names its product cancer/testis antigen 55 (gene CT55). The record is from RefSeq and is a predicted model, not a curated record. Bases 117 to 878 code for a protein of 253 amino acids. The transcript is spliced from 7 exons. NCBI's taxonomy places the organism in Eukaryota, Metazoa, Chordata, Mammalia, Primates, Lorisidae.